ACCUUUCUUCUCACUGCGACGAAUCUGUGUUCAUCUUCUUCCUAAAGCACCAGUCUCGCGCGUUCUCCAUCUCCAUUGCGAACUCAGUCGCCCUUCAGACUUCAGAGGAUACGCAUAUGACGCCUCAAACUGGCGCUGCACCGCCGCGAGCUCACCGAGAUUCACUCCGACUCCACCUUCAGUAAAUCCGCAGGCUCCGAUCACACAAGCCUCGUCGAAAAUGCGGAGACCAGGGCACCGGCACCAGCUGAAGCAGCAUUUAGGACUGGGAGUGAAGGGGAUGUUUGGAAGGCUCACAGUUGUUGCUGUUGUACUGGUGAUCUGUAUGGUCUUGCUUUUCUCUGCUUCCAUGACUAGUAAUAACAACUCUUCGUCCGAGAUUGAUGUGGAGGCCCUAUGGAGAACUGCUGAUUCUGGUGGUUGGAGGCCAUCAUCUGCACCUCGUUCUGAUUGGCCUCCUCCUCCUAGUGUGACCACUGGUUAUCUGCGUGUUCGUUGCAAUGGUGGUCUGAAUCAACAACGCAGUGCGAUUUGUAAUGCAGUGCUAGCUGCGAGAAUUAUGAAUGCGACCCUUGUGCUGCCUGAGUUGGAUGCGAACUCCUUCUGGCAUGAUGACAGUGGUUUUCAUGGUAUCUAUGAUGUUGAGCAUUUUAUCAACACAUUGAGGUAUGAUGUAAAGAUUGUGGAGAGGAUUCCUGAAAUUCAGAAAAAAGGGAAGACUAAGAAAAUAAAAGCAUUUCAGCUUCGGCCUCCUAGAGAUGCUCCUAUUAGUUGGUAUACAAAAGAUGCUAUGGAGAAGAUGAAGGAACAUGGUGCUAUUUAUCUUACUCCAUUUUCACACCGCCUGGCAGAAGAGAUUGACAAUCCAGAGUACCAGCGGCUUAGGUGUAGAGUUAACUAUCAUGCUCUUAGGUUUAAGCCACACAUAAUGGAAUUGAGCAAUGCAAUUGUCAAUAGACUUCGUACACAAGGGCACUUUAUGUCAAUUCAUCUCCGGUUCGAGAUGGAUAUGCUAGCAUUCGCUGGGUGCUUUGAUAUAUUUACCCCUGAAGAGCAAAAAGUUCUGAAGAAGUACAGGAUGGAAAAUUUUGCAGAAAAGAGACUUGUUUAUAGUGAAAGACGGGCAAUUGGGAAAUGCCCAUUAACUCCAGAAGAGGUUGGCCUGCUCUUGCGCGCAAUAGGGUUCGACAACUCAACAAGGAUAUAUCUAGCGGCGGGUGAUCUAUUCGGUGGAGAGCGGUUCAUGAAGCCCUUCAGGUCCAUGUUUCCUCACCUGGAGAAUCAUAGCACGGUGGACACCUCGGGCGAGUUAUCAAAGAACAACAGGGGAUUGCUAGGCUCUGCUGUGGACUACAUGGUAUGUCUCCUGUCUGACAUUUUCAUGCCAACAUAUGAUGGUCCCAGUAACUUUGCCAAUAACCUCCUCGGACACCGACUAUACUACGGGUUCCGAACAACCGUAAGACCGGACCGCAAAGCCCUCGCCCCUAUCUUUAUUGACAGAGAGAAGGGACAGAAGCACGGGUUCGAAGAGGCCGUCAGGCGCGUGAUGCUGAAAGCGAACUUUGGCGGGCCCCACAAGAGGAUUUCGCCCGAAUCUUUCUAUAUGAAUUCGUGGCCCGAGUGUUUUUGCCAGAAACCGGCUACGGACAAUGCCCAUAAGUGCCCACCUGAUGAUGUUUUGGGAGUGUUGGAGAGUAAACUACAGAACAAAGUAUCGAAUGCGAGUUUCGUUGGCGGAUAGAGAUAGGCUAUAAGUUUUUUUUUUUACACUUCCACAGGCAUCACUUAUAAUCCUACUUGCCCUUAUAAACAAAGCAUCAAUGUCUACUAGCUGGUUUAUUCAUGGGAACAAUAAUGCUAGUAUACCCCGAGUUUGACACCAAAUUUGACGCCAACACACUAUUUUUUGCACAGAGAAUAAUUGUUUGGUGAGGAAUUAUUCUCUGUGAGGCACUAGUGGUGUCAACUUUGGAGUUAUUGUAGCAUGGUUCUCAUUGGAGAAAGUGUACUUGCACUGGUGGCCCUCACACCAUCCCUUCCAUUUGCCAUUGGGGUUUGGAGGGAUACAAAUCAAAAGGAUGUGUGUAUGAGUGUAUCUCAGAAAAAGCUGUACAAGGGUUUUACACUUUUACCCUCGAACUUUGUACUAGUGGUUGUUUCAUGCCUUUGGCCAUAUUUGAAUUCUCCAUUAUGGAUUGCAAGGUUAACCCUUAAG
Messenger RNA from Cuscuta campestris, 2218 nucleotides. The record is from the annotation of a GenBank genome assembly. Lineage: Eukaryota; Viridiplantae; Streptophyta; Magnoliopsida; Solanales; Convolvulaceae.